AAGGGAUGAAGUACUGUUGUGUAACAUUUUUAUUCGUGUUUAUUGCGUGUAAUGUCCUCCACAGACGUGCAUCGCUGAACAACAUUAACACCAACAAAUCUCCAUUUCACAGAAACUCAGCAAACAUACCAGAGAUCAGCGAAACAAUGGGAAUUUUGUCUUCGAACGUGAUACAGAUGCUUCUUGUUUUACUUCUGUCUCUCUUGCUUCAUCUUAACCCUUCACUGGCUUAUUCACUGAAAAACUGUUGCAUCGAAUAUUCUGAGAAUCCCCUGGCUGAUGUUUCCGUGGACUGCUCAAACCGUAAACUUGGUGUCGUCCCUGAUGACAUCCCCAGAGAUGCGAGCUCAGUAAGACUCUACUUCAAUCAGCUUCAGUGGAUUAACAGGGACGAUUUUGGCUGCUUGUCCGAGCUGAGAUUUCUGGACCUGAGCGGUAAUCAGAUUGCUCACGUGGACGAUGGAUCUUUCAUCCAUUUGAGAGUGUUGACGACGCUCAAAAUGAACCAGAACAAACUCACAAAGCUGACGGGCAACCUCUUUCAAGGACUGUCCAACCUUACCGUGCUGGGCCUCGAAAAUAACAACAUUCACUUCAUUCAUUCCUUGGCCUUUCGGUUCCUGUCCAGCUUACAAACAGUGAUGCUAGGCGCCAACCAGCUACAACAAAUGUCUGACAUCCAGCCCAUUCUGCAGCUACCACACCUACAGAACCUGAGCCUUAGAGAAAAUCAAUUUACCUUCUUUCAGAGCAAAGAUUUGCUGCUGAACGAGCCCUCAGGCCUCAAGGUGUUAGACGUUUCUGAGAAUAAGUUUGAAAACUUUAGCAUCACAACAUCAGUUUUUCCUCGUCUUGAGAAGCUCGACCUUUCAGAGUGUGGCCAAGAUCCUGGCCUGAAAUGGGACGUACCUGACAAGCGUUUACUGUGUAACAUAACUCACCUGUAUUUUUGUGCCACUCUGAUUCCUUUUCAAGAACUUCAAAAAGUCCUGCAGAGUCUCGAUUCACUGAUGCAUCUGAGACUGAAUUAUAUGGAGAAAUGGAUCAAAAAAGGUCUGUUGGCUACAGUCUGCGAAAUACCGACACUGAGGAAGCUGGAUCUGUUUUACAACCACGUUGCCAAUUUAAGUUCAAAACUUGUGACUUGCUCUCAGCUCACUCACCUUGACGUGUCUCAUACUUACAUGAGUGAACUGCCUAAAGGCUCGAUAGGACGGAUGCACCAGCUGAGGUCCCUGAAUGUGGGGACCAACUUUUUCACCAAAGUGCCAGAUGACAUCAAAAACUUGUCCUUCCUCGAGUUCCUGAGUCUGGAAAACAAUCUCAUCUCCAAAUUGGGCUGUGAAGAUUUCAGGAACACAACACACCUCAAGGAACUUUAUAUGGGAAACAACCACAUUUCCAACCUGGACAGCUGUGCAUUUGAAAAUCUUAAUGAUCUGAAGGUUUUAGAUAUGAGUGGCAACCUGUUGUGGACAUUUGGAGGCGCCUUCAAAAUAUGCCUGCAGAAGCUCGAGUUCUUGGAUUUGAGCAAAAACUUUGUAUCGCUUCUUGAUAAGGGAGAUUUUCAGGGUUUACGGUCCCUAAAAUAUUUAGAUGUGGCAUCAAAUAACAUCAGAAGGGUAACACAUCAGGCCUUUGACGGACUGGACAACCUAGGACGUCUUAAAGUAUCACUUCCACUCGAGUUUGAAAAUAAGUUCAGAGAAUUACAGCAACUGGAAAAUCUUACAGUCUACUUCAAUAUUGACAGCAGUUUCAAAAGUCCUCAUCCAUAUCACAACGAAGCUUUCUAUCAUUUAAAGUCUUUGAAAGUUUUCACAUUAAUAUGUGAGGUCGAUCACUUCGGCUUCCCCUUAGAUGUGCCCAUGCAAAUGUUUCAGGCCAUGAAACAUUUAGAGGCCUUCACAGCUGAGAAUGUCUAUAUUGCUGCACCAGAUCCGAGCACAUUUCAGUCUAACACUCAGCUCAAGAAUCUGACAAUCAGGUACACGGAUUUGUCAGGUUUGGACCCUGAGUUGUUUCUGCCAAUCCCACACCUGCAGGUUCUCGAUCUCUCCAACAGUAAACUCAAAUCUUUGGAUUUUCUGAUCCAGGCUGAUCUGUCUGCUCUCAGGUGGUUGGCACUGAGCAACAAUGAGUUGACAGUGAUCAAUGAGACGGUCUUCCAGUCCCUCCCUGCGCUGACAUAUCUAGACCUGGAUAAUAACCCAUUCACUUGUGAUUGCGCUAAUGCUGGAUUUAUCCAGUGGGUGAAGAACAACAACCAAACCCAGAUUGUUAAUGCCUACCAGUACGUUUGCUCCUUUCUUGUGGCUGAGCAAGGAAGCAAGUUGCUGGACUUUGACAUCCAAUCUUGCUGGAUGGACAUUGGCUUCCUCUGCUUCAUUUCCAGCACUUGUCUGGUUGUUGUCACUCUGCUCUCAUCCUUCAUCUACCACUUUCUGAGAUGGCAGAUAACCUAUGCCUUCCACCUAUUCCUGGCUUUCCUCUAUGACAGCAAGAAGAGGAAGAAGGGAGCUGCUCAUUGCUAUGAUGCUUUCAUCUCCUACAACGUUCACGACGAGGACUGGGUUUACAAGGAGAUGCUUCCAGCGCUGGAAGGAGAGCAGGGCUGGAAACUCUGCCUGCACCACAGAGACUUCCAACCAGGUAAGCCCAUCAUAGACAACAUCACAGACGCCAUCUACGGCAGCAGGAAGACCAUCUGUGUGAUCAGCCAACGCUACCUGCAGAGCGAGUGGUGCUCCAGAGAGAUCCAGAUGGCCAGCUUCCGUCUGUUUGACGAGCAGAAGGACGUGUUGAUCCUGCUGUUCCUGGAGGACAUCCCAGCCCAGCAGCUGUCUCCAUUCUAUCGUAUAAGGAAGCUGGUGAAGAGACACACCUACCUGAGCUGGCCUCAGGCCGGCCAGCACACGGGAGUCUUCUGGCAGAAUGUAGGGAGAGCUCUGCAGACAGGAGACGCUCCCACCGAGACGGCAGACAUCCUGACUGGACCUGCAGGAUGCUGAGCGUGGUACUGGACCUGUGAGGCUCCGUACUGCUGAAUUUUUGGUUUCACUACUUUACUUGUGAUUGAUUGUAAAAUACAGAAAGAAAAUCUGUUCUGCUGGUUAUUUUCCUAACUCCAGUUCUGAUUGUUGAUUAGACAGAUGUGAAGCUGUCUGAUUUCUGAACCUACUUUCCACUGUGUAAUGUAUGAAUUUUAAAGUUCACCUCAGACGUGGGGA
Toxotes jaculatrix (banded archerfish) is the source of this 3230-nucleotide messenger RNA. Its product is annotated as toll-like receptor 13. Gene Ontology annotation, molecular function: protein binding; transmembrane signaling receptor activity. Bases 6 to 3011 code for a protein of 1001 amino acids. The transcript has 3 exons. Lineage: Eukaryota; Metazoa; Chordata; Actinopteri; Toxotidae. The record is from RefSeq and is a predicted model, not a curated record. Gene Ontology annotation, cellular component: membrane. Gene Ontology annotation, biological process: toll-like receptor signaling pathway; immune response; inflammatory response.